AAUGGCGCGAACAAAGCAAAAUGCUACUAAAAAGAUUAUCGGUGGAAAAGCUCCUCGGAAAGAAUUAAAUAUGAGAGCAGUGCGUAAGGUUGCUACUACUAGAGUUGUUUCUGACGUGAAGAAACCUCAUCGUUACAGACCUGGUACAGUUGCACUUCGAGAAAUUCGUCGUUAUCAGAAAACAACUGAAUUGCUUAUUCGAAAAUUACCUUUCCAACGACUGGUACGUGAAAUCGCACAAGACUGCCAUGCAGAUGUUCGUUUUCAAAAAAGCGCUCUUUUCGCUAUUCAAGAAUCUUGCGAAGCUUUUCUUGUUAGAUUGUUCGAAGAUGCCAAUCUUUGUGCUAUUCACGCUAAACGUGUAACCAUCAUGCCUAAGGAUAUGCAAUUAUCUCUACGUAUCCGUGGACUCAACAAUUAAAAUCAUUUAAUUUUUGAAUUUCUUAUAUUUUUUAUAUCUUUGACGGCCCUUUUCAGGGCUACUAAUCUUUUCUAUACUACGGGAUCAUUUCUCGUCGAAU
This is a messenger RNA of Polistes dominula (European paper wasp), 521 nucleotides long. RefSeq names its product histone H3-like. NCBI's taxonomy places the organism in Eukaryota, Metazoa, Arthropoda, Insecta, Hymenoptera, Vespidae. The record is from RefSeq and is a predicted model, not a curated record. Gene Ontology annotation, molecular function: protein heterodimerization activity; DNA binding; structural constituent of chromatin. Gene Ontology annotation, cellular component: nucleosome.